CCUCCCACCACUACCACCAACUUCUGGCAACUUACGACCUAUAUCGGCGCUCUCUUUUUCAUACAGAAUCCCCUAAACUCUCCAUACAUAUACUAGACUUGCUGAAAUGGCGGGUCCUGUUGACUACUACAAGGUUCUCGAGGUUGACUCAAAGGCAACCCAGCAGCAAAUCCGCGAUGCAUACAAGAAAGCGGCCUUAAAGCACCACCCUGACCGUGUGCCCGCCGAAUCACCCGAACGUAUUGCGCGAACCAAGCGCUUCCAACAGAUCAACGAUGCUUACUACACGCUCUCCGACCCAACACGCCGUAGGGAGUACGACUCCACGCGCACGUAUUCAAGCUUCACCGGCUCAACCGCUACCCCCGAAAGCGAAUUCGAAGAAGAGAUCCCCCGCGCUUCAGGUGGUGGGUUCCCUUGGUCCGCCUUCGGCUUCGGCGGCGCGCCUGCAGGCAACACCGAGGAGUCGCACGAUCGCUUCUCGUCGGAUCAAUUUGGCAGUGUGUUCGAGGAGAUGCUUCGCGAGGAGGGGAUGGCGGAGGGCGAGAAUGCAUCUCCUACGGGCAAGUUCUGGAGUCUGGUGGGCGGACUGAGUGGGGGCGCUAUGGGUUUCAUUGUCGCUAAUUUCCCGGGUGCUGUGGCUGGCGCCGUCGCAGGAAACAGGCUCGGUGCUGUGAGAGAUGCGCGGGGGAAGAGCGUAUACUCUGUCUUUCAAGAAUUGCCGCAGGCAGAUAAGGCAAGGAUGCUGAGCGAUCUGGCGGCAAAGGUGUUUGCCCAUGCGGUAGGCUCGUAA
Periconia digitata is the source of this 793-nucleotide messenger RNA. The record is from the annotation of a GenBank genome assembly. Lineage: Eukaryota; Fungi; Ascomycota; Dothideomycetes; Pleosporales; Periconiaceae.